This is a messenger RNA of Candidozyma haemuli, 3045 nucleotides long. RefSeq names its product tyrosine/serine/threonine protein phosphatase. Lineage: Eukaryota; Fungi; Ascomycota; Pichiomycetes; Serinales; Metschnikowiaceae. The record is from RefSeq and is a predicted model, not a curated record. The transcript has a single exon. Gene Ontology annotation, molecular function: protein tyrosine/serine/threonine phosphatase activity. The coding region runs from base 1 to 3045 and encodes 1014 amino acids. Gene Ontology annotation, biological process: nuclear DNA replication; protein dephosphorylation.
AUGACUGCUACUGAACAUUCGGCAAUGCUGGUGCUGCCUGCUCCUACUAGCCCUCCUAUUACCGCCUCGACGAAUGACCUGGUGCCUCGCGUGGUGUCGUUGAACAAGUUGACCAUGCUCCAUGAAGAAUCACUAAGAGACCGCUCCAAUGACCGCCUGGGCUUGGCUGACCAUUGCUCUGAACCGUACUCGCUUGCUCCUUCGAUUGAUGAGAAGGUCUUGCUGGGAAGCCUCAAGUCGGAUCCGGGCUUGUUGGGGCACGAUUUCGAAGAUGGCAUUCCUCGUCUCUCGGGAGUGAAGAGCAAACGCCUGUCUUCGGCGUCCAACGACCUGGUCCAUGAAAGAGACAGAUUUAGAGCUAGGUUUCAUACCAUGAACACUGCUGCGGCUGAUAAUCCUAUUGACGAAGAGAAGUCUACUGAGUCUGAAUGUGAGGUCUGCUACGGUAUCAGUUCUAAAACAAAGAAACUAAACGUGGAGGCUGACUCUCCUUCGUCAAUAUACUCAUACCUGGAGCUGCUUUCCCCGCUAGACCCAGCUUCUGAAUACUUUUCCACCUUCCUACCGCCUGUGCUGGAUUCCGUCAACGCUGCUCGUGAAAUAGACGUUAGAACAAUCUCCCCUACGCGGCUUUCAACAGUCUUCCAGUGGUAUUUCAAUAAACCGCUACCGCCUACCAACGAGAUGUUCCCAUGGCUUCACGGCCUCCACCCUGAAAAUUUUACCCAACGGUCGUUUUUCGUUUUCCAGCAAAUGGCACAUACCCAAGACGCUGAAGCUACGUCUAAUAUUGACUUCAAUAUGCAUUUUGCAAGACCCGAAAAUGCUAGAUUCCUUAUAUCCAUUGACGCUGACAUGGACACUUGCCCAGAGAAACAUGUCAUUCAUAAUUCCAUUGGGUUGGAUGAGGUGCUUAAGAAAAUUGAGUUCUCUAGAAGGGAAGUGGAGAAGACUAUCUUGUCUUUUGUUUUGCAGAUAUUCGGCGACUCUUUCUCCGCAAAAACCCUAGAGUCACUUGCAACCACGAUCACUAGCGACUGCUUCAUCACAGGUUUCAUGCCUGAGUUUCUUAACCUUGAUCCAGACAGGGGCAUCUCUUUGAGAAACUUCCACAUUCAGGUCGCCAAGCUGGCUCGGUGUGCCGACUUUGUGGUUUAUGCUUCUCCUAAAGCCCAAGCUGAGGGUAGGUCCAAGGCUGCAAGUGUUGCCAGACUCCUUCGACUUGCACAGGUUGUCGACGAGAGAACCAACCCCAAGAAGUACAGUGUCUUUUUGCUCCAGCCACAGGAAGCUUCAGAGGCCGUUGAAAACGCUUUUGAUAUUUAUACUCCCCGGCCCACAGCGAAGGCCAGAGAAAUCCUCAGUUAUGACAAAUGGACUGAACUCUUCCACCACUGUUUCAACCAUAUGAAGAACCAUUACUUCCCACUUUGGGAUUCAAAUUUGCAGCUCAAGGAGAAGCUAGAAACUACCGUCAUGUCUGCUGCUUCAAGGUUGCAUCAAAACGUUUGGCUGGGAAACGCAUGGGAUCAUGAAGCUAUGGUUCAUUUAUUGCGUCUGGAGGAUUAUCCGGAAGCUAUUAAAGAAGAUUCCAAAGAUUAUCCAAGCGUGCCACCAUACUGUGAGCCAUCUCGUUCGACAGUAUUCCAUGAUGAGCUCACGCCGCAAAACUUUGGAGAGUCAUUACCAAAGCCAAGAGCCCAUUGGAAGCUUUUUGUCCACUGUCAUAACGAUGCAAAGUUCCCUGACAUUGAUUUGCUUUCACAGUUACUUUUCAAGUACACUAUCACCACACAUAACGCUGCAGAAGUUGACGAUAUCCACCACCUUGACUUUCCCUCGUCUGGCUCCAUCGGUAUAGGUGAUUGCAAGCAAGAAAACUUGAUGUGUAUCGUCAAUACCUGCAAGUUGUUAUACCUUUAUUCAUCUUCAACCACACCAGGAAGUUUAUCUUCCCUUAUUUAUUGCUCAGACGGGUAUACUGAGCUGUCGUUGCUCAUUUUCUGUUAUAUCAUGUACGCUGAGAACGUUUCUUUGAGCGAUGCCAUGAUUCAAGUCCACCUGAAUUACGGAAGACCAUUUUACAUCUUCAGCAGUGACGUGGUGAUUUUGCGGAAACUUGAAAUCCUCAUGCGGAAGUUUAGUCCAAAGAAUCCUAUGAAGAAAGUGCAAUGGAAUGAGCUGGAAGUGAUCACCAGCAAGGAACUCAACGAGGUUCUUCUAGGCCCCAUCAGGGCACAACCCGCAAGGCACAUUCCAUCUAAGUUUCGGUUAGGCUACAUCCGAAACGACUCUGACAGUGACUCCUCAGAUACAGAGGACGACGAGGAGCUUAACGACACCUCGUCGUACCUUGAUAAAGAUUGGGUAGAAGAUGUGGAGGGGUCGUUUCCUUCGAGAAUCCUUCCGUAUCUAUAUUUGGGUUCGCUAAAACAUGCAAACAGUUUGGCACUCUUGUCUCGGCUAGGAAUUAAGUGUGUGAUUAGCGUUGGCGAGAACCUAGAUUGGCUCCAUGGUCACAAAUUCCAGCACAAUAAUGACAUCGUCAUCGAUGAGCUAGACAACGGCAACAUUGAGCAGUAUACGAUCGAGCCAAAGGAGGCUGGCCUCAACCGCAGCAAGGUCCGUUGCUCAGUACAGCUGGUGAUGAAGGUGAACAAUCUACAAGAUGAUGGAAUUGAUGAGCUCAGCAAUGCGUUGCCGUCGAUGUUAAAGGCUAUUGAUGAAGAAUUCAAGCGAAGCCAUGGAGAUACGAAGAUCUUGGUGCAUUGCCGAGUUGGGGUGUCGAGAUCAGCCACGGUGGUUAUUGCCGAGGUGAUGAGGCGCCUUAGACUCAGCUUAGCCCAAGCGUACUUGUACGUGCGUGUUAGGAGAUUGAAUAUUGUGAUCCAGCCUAACCUACGGUUCAUGUAUGAAUUGUUCAAGUGGGAAGAAGAAGAAGAAGCCAAGAAGGCCGAACGAGGAGCGGUGAUUCGAAAGAUCGACUGGUUCAUGAUGUGCCGGGAGAUCGAGAAGUUGAACCUUCCGUACUUGAACAGCCGGUGA